This is a messenger RNA of Notolabrus celidotus (New Zealand spotty), 4945 nucleotides long. Its product is annotated as somatostatin receptor type 2-like. NCBI's taxonomy places the organism in Eukaryota, Metazoa, Chordata, Actinopteri, Labriformes, Labridae. The record is from RefSeq and is a predicted model, not a curated record. The transcript has 4 exons. Gene Ontology annotation, molecular function: somatostatin receptor activity; neuropeptide binding. Gene Ontology annotation, cellular component: neuron projection; membrane. Gene Ontology annotation, biological process: cellular response to glucocorticoid stimulus; cellular response to estradiol stimulus; neuropeptide signaling pathway. The coding region runs from base 779 to 1891 and encodes 370 amino acids.
GAUUAUUUUAAAGAGAAAAAAGGUAGUACUGAAACCUUUCUGCCGUGUCUGAGAGGCUCUCUGUGUUUGUAUGUAGACGACGGGUUGCAGUUUAAACGAUGAUCUGUCAAAAUCUUGUAGCCCACUUUCUUAUCCCCUGACCAACAUUUUAACCGAGUGCGGUAUGGCUUUAACUCCACGCAUCAUUGAGUUUUGUCGUGAUUAGAUUGCAGCCUAGCUCCAUCUGUAUGCGGUAUCGGAUAUCUGUAUCAGAGAACACAGCCUAUCCAUCGUUCAGAGGUGAGUGUCUUCAGCACCUCCUCGGCGGCGCUCAUGUGCGCCCUUUCACAUCUCCACGCUCUCCUGCUGGGUCAGUCACUGCGCGCACCACAUCAGGAGCGCAUCGCAGCCAAGUGCAGAGCCAAGCGAGUCGACCUUUUCUGUCAGUUUCUUCUCGCGUGUCGUGGUGAAUGCAUCAUGGGAUUUUCACUUCGAUGCUGGUGAGAAAAACUUGAGGAAUAGCAGAAGAUGAAGAUGGCCAAAAGACAAAUGCUUCAUCAGGUUGCCAACUGUUACAUUACAGAAAUACUAUCCAUCCUCCUGGCUCAGGGGGUGAAUAUUUAUUGAUACAGAGGCUAUAUUUUUAUUGAUUUUGCUGCCUGUUAACCAAAGGAAAAAAAGAGGAACAGCAGUGUCUACCUUGUUCUGCUUCCAUGUGCACCGGCAGUGACAAGCACUUCAAUCUGACUGUGGUGUGAUGUCAUAAUCCAUGAGAGACGGAGAGAAACAGUGAGGCAUCAUGGACUCCUGGAUCUUCCCAUCAUUCCCUCCAAAUCUGUCGGAGCACCUCAUGUACGACAGCUAUAUUCAGGGCAAUGAGUCUGACCUCCAUGGGAACUACACAGACCACACCUUCAACCAAACAAGCACAGUGGUCAUCACCUGUUUGUACUUUCUUGUUUGUGCUGUUGGGCUCUGUGGAAACACUCUGGUCAUCUACGUCAUCCUGCGUUACGCCAAGAUGAAGACGGUCACUAACAUCUACAUCCUCAACUUGGCCGUGGCUGAUGUGCUCUUCAUGCUGGGUCUACCAUUCAUUGCCAUCCAGUUGGCGCUGGUCCACUGGCCGUUUGGUCCAGUGCUCUGCAGGGUGGUGAUGACUGUCGACUCCCUAAACCAGUUCACAUCCAUCUUCUGCCUGAUGGUAAUGAGCAUAGACCGCUAUCUGGCUGUGGUGCAUCCCAUUAAGUCCACCAAAUGGCGCAAGCCUCGCAUGGCAAAGACGAUUAACUUAGCAGUGUGGGGCGUUUCGCUGAUGGUCAACCUUCCCAUUGUAAUCUACAGCGGCAUCAUCACAAAGCACGAUGGCUGCUUCUGCACCAUCGUUUGGCCUGAGCCUCAGGAGGCCUACUACACAGCCUUCAUGUUCUACACCUUCAUCCUGGGUUUCUUCCUGCCUCUCAUGGUUAUCUGCCUCUGCUACCUCUUCAUCAUCAUCAAGGUGAAGUCCUCGGGCAUCCGUGUAGGCUCCUCCAAAAGGAAGCGCUCAGAGCGAAAAGUAACCCGUAUGGUGUCCAUUGUGGUGGCUGUGUUUGUCUUUUGCUGGCUGCCCUUUUACGUCUUCAACGUCACUUCGGUAACGGGAACCAUCAGCACCACGCCCAUCCUCAGGAGCACCUUUGCUUUUGUGGUAGUUCUAGGGUACGCCAACAGCUGUGCCAACCCCAUCCUCUACGCCUUCCUGUCGGAGAACUUCAAGAAGAGUUUCCAGAAUGUUCUAUGUCUUAAGAAAGUGGGCGGGCUGGAUGAGGUGGAGCGCAGUGAUAGCCGGCAGGAUAAGUCUCGGAUGAUAAAUGACCCUACAGAGACUCAGAGCACUCUGCUGAAUGGAGACCUGCAGACCAGCAUCUGAGAGGGCGAUGAAAGGAGUCGCAAACAGAUCUCUCUGACACCAGGGGCAAAUCCAAAGGGGUGGCUAGGGGUGGCAUGGGCACCCCUUGAAAUCUGAUUGGCCAUCUCAGGUGCCACAAAAUCCUAAGCGGGCCAUAAUGGCUUGUCAAAGGCACGACUGAUGUCAUACUAUGUGCUUUCUUUGCAUUUCAGUAAAGCACAUUUCCUCAUGUUUGUCCUCUGAACUGUGACUUUGACACAAAUCUUCUUUUGAAGUUGUUAAAGAAUUCGACUAAGAUUUAAAUGUUGCCACUCUGCUGUGCUACGACUUUAAGUCCAAACAUAUACACAGAUAUAUAACAUCUUUCAGAUACUUCUAUGUAAGCUGUCAUAGUAGAUAUGAUAUGUGGAGAUAGAAAGGCUAAAAUAAUGAUGUAAAGUUCGUAUGUGCACACAGGUAUCACGCCACCCCUGCAUCAGUUCAGCCACCCCAGACAAAAAAAACUGAGGACACAUCCCUGUGUGAUAGUAAAAGCAGCCAGCUCGUAUCAGCUUCUUAGAGGCUGCGUGACAGAGGGAGAGGAUGUGGUUGUCCCUCAUCCAGUGGACAAAAACCAGCAGAUAGGAAACAUAGAAUGUGGGAAUGGACCUUCCUUCUCAUAGGUUUGUUGUUCACAAACCCAAAAAAACAUAACCAGUGGCUCAAACUUUGGGCUAUAUGCUGUAAAUACAGGAGGAAUCUGUUUGACUGUUUGCUCUGUGUAUUCACUCCAGGGUGACGUAGAGCAGACACUAACACCCACCAGCAAAUGGUCCCCUUGGUGACAUGAAUCCCUCCCUGGAGAGCCUAGAUUAUAGGCAUAGUUUACAGCAGAGGGCGUGUGCCAAGUUCCCUCAGACUUAUUGUGUAAAAUAUCAACUCAGAAUGGGAUCACAUGCUGUGUAACAACAUUUUAUUAUUCCUCUGUUAUCCCUUUUGUCUUGUACGCAGGCUAUUUUCACUGGAGAGAGGUUUGCCUGUAAAUAACCGACAGUCUGUUUUGUAUUUAAUGUCAUUUCAUCUGGAAACACUCAUUCUUGUGAAUAUUUAAUGAUUUUUCCAACACAGAAUCUGUCCAGCCAAUGCCAUUAGUUUUUGUGUUCUGUGGUACAACAGUCUGAUUAAAUGUGCAACCACUUUUACAUGCAAUAGAAUUGCUUCAGAUGUGAAUAACAGUGUUAAAUCAGCAUCCUGAGUUCAAUAAAGCCACAUGCAUAAUUUACAUUAGAUUAGACAGUACUGGCUCUAUGAAUAAGCCAGCCCGGCUUUUAACCAAAGUGCUGCUAUAAUGUAUUGACCCUAUAUUAUGGUGUAAAGUAGUGUCUCUGUAUGGAAUGGUUCUUUGUCAUGGCUUGGGUUAUGAUUACUCAUGCAUAACAUGUGAUAGUGUUGCUGUUAUCGUUUGCAGUUGUUACCGUUGCCGCUUUCGUAAAAAUACCAGACUGCAUGGAUCUAAAUUAUUAACAAUGAAUGGUGAGAUGUGGCCCAGCUUCAUGUUUUUUCAUGGCAUCUGAGAGCAUAUCAAACAGCUCAGAUAGCAUUUGGUGAAUGUUUUUUUUAGUACCAUGUCCCUCCCUCCUAGCUCACAGGUCCCAGGCAACCUGCUGACUGACCUAUUUGGGCAGAAUCAUAAGAAGUACAUGGGUCAUAUCCCAAAAUUAGCUUUAUAUGAUUGAUAUAAGCACAUUUUCUUUCAUGGAUUAGUUCAGUCUACCAUUAUUUCUCCUCUUUUUUUAUACUGCAGAUAACACGGAUCUGUUACUGUCUGAGUCUUUCCACUUGUGUUUCUUCUAUUCUUCUAUUUCUCUCACAAGGGGCUUAGCUAUUCCCAUGCUGCCCCACAUUGCAAGCAAUGUUUUGAACACUUUGUAUGCUGCUGCCAGCCUAUCCUCUUCUUAUGAUCUGUGGCAUGUAUAGGAGGCCACAUCUCAAGUGUGUCUGCGGGUGUCUCAGUGACGUGAAUUUGUGAAGGGCUAGAACACUUUUCCUCGAGAGGCUUCAGUGUUCCUUUAUCGUCACCAUCCUGCUGCUCCCGGAGUCCAACCUGUGACUCCCUGUCUGUCGUUUGUAGUUUGAUUACUAUCUUUGUCAAACCUUUACGUGUGCAGGCUCCCUCAUACGCACCAAAGCCUGUGACAGAGUAUGAUUUAUGUGCAAUGAAUUCAGAGGCUGCUGCAUUGAUCUAAAUGUCCCAGCUGGACAGUUUGAGGGAAAAAAUGUUGUUACUGAUUUUAAUAUGUAUAUAUAUUGAACUUAACACACACAAAACAUUCCAGCACCUUAAUUUGACUAUGUGCAUGAACUCCCUCAUGUGUGUCAGAUUUGAUAAACAGAAGUGCAUUGUAGACUCCUAGACAUGACUUAUCGGAUUCCACCUCCAAUCCCUCUCCCUGCAGUAUUGUGGAAUUUGUAACGUGGUCUUAUUACCGCUAGAAGAUACGACACACCUUUUGUGUCUUACAUUUCCAUAGCAACAGUGACUGAGCCUUUUGGUCCCAUGGUUACAUUCAUUAGCAUAAUAAUAAUAACGGAGGGAUGACUCUGGACACGGAUAAUGAAUGCAGACAUUGCUCAGAUGACUGAAGAAAAAUAACACACAAAAAGGGUGCAUUAACACCCCCACCCACCGAGCUGUGAAAACAUCCGUUAUAUAAAACCUAGUUUACGUGUACACAUGGUUUGUGUUCAAAUUGUUCAGUAAUAUAUGUAGUACAAAACUACUUGCUUAACGUAUGAAUAUUCAUUAUUUUGUAAGUUAUCAUUCUACUGUUGUAGAGUUCUUAUGUACUUGACUUUUUACAACACUGCUGACAGUUUUCAUUUUCAGCUUUUAUUUUGAAAGGUUGCAUUUUUCAAGACUGUACAGCAGAUUUUCUGUUUGUUCCAUUUGUGUUAAAAACAUCACCAGGGUUGUUAGAGGUUUUACUGUUUCUGAAUAUAUAUUUUUUUGGUGUGUGUAGAAACAUAAAGUUUGAUGGAGCAGACAAAGGCUGUAUAGUAACUGUGUUCAAACUAAAUAAAAGAAGUCAGAAGAGA